Leptopilina boulardi is the source of this 622-nucleotide messenger RNA. RefSeq lists its product as uncharacterized. The transcript is spliced from 2 exons. Lineage: Eukaryota; Metazoa; Arthropoda; Insecta; Hymenoptera; Figitidae. The record is from RefSeq and is a predicted model, not a curated record. Gene Ontology annotation, molecular function: zinc ion binding. Bases 80 to 601 code for a protein of 173 amino acids.
UAAUUGUAAACAUUGCGGUGCGUGAUAUUGAAAUAAUGAGAAAAUAGUAUUAAAACGUCAAAUUGAAAAAAAAAUCGUUAUGAUAUUAAAUAUAAGUGACGUGUGUGCAUUUGCAAAUGCAACUGCAUCAACCAGAAAUUUUCUGGAAGGUGAAAAAUUAUUACAUGCGGGACAUCUUCUGUUUUGCGGGAAGGAAGCAGAGGAAGACAAUUUAAUUAAUUUAAUUGCAUUUUGCAUUCAAUCAUCGAAAAUAAAAGAUGCACCACAUGAAAUAAAACGUAGCUUAUUAAACGGCAAAAUAAAUUUGAUCAAAUGUUCGUGUACCGCUGGCCAAAGCCAAAAGUGUAAACAUGUGGUAGCAACUUUGUUGUUGUUGACAAUUAAGAAUACUGAUGAGCUGGACUCCGUUUCCUUUACCGACAAAAAAUGCUUGUGGGACAAUCCUCGAACGGCCUGCUUGGAACAAUACGAACCAGCACCAAUAGAAAUCCACGAUUGCUGUGCUGACAAAUUUAAAAAGGAAUAUUCAUUUUCAGUUUCCGAUGAAACAAAAAAAAAAUUGAAAAGUUAUUAUUUACUUGUAAUCCGGAUUCGGCAUUAACAAAACAUAAGUACGGAUAAA